This is a messenger RNA of Pristis pectinata (smalltooth sawfish), 600 nucleotides long. It is a transcript of the gene drc8, whose product is annotated as EF-hand calcium binding domain 2. The coding region runs from base 1 to 489 and encodes 162 amino acids. The record is from RefSeq and is a predicted model, not a curated record. The transcript has 7 exons. Gene Ontology annotation, molecular function: calcium ion binding. Lineage: Eukaryota; Metazoa; Chordata; Chondrichthyes; Rhinopristiformes; Pristidae.
AUGGCCGACGACAAGGAGGCAGCAGAGGCUUUAAUAGCAGAUCUCCAAAAGAAAAUCAAAGAUGCUUUUGCUGUUUUCGAUCAUGAGGGUAACAACACUGUGGAUGUCAGGGAAAUCGGUACAAUCAUUAGAUCUCUGGGCUGUUGUCCAAGUGAAGAAGAACUUCACGAAAUGUUAGCAGAGGUGGAGGAAGAAGAACCCACUGGCUAUAUACAGUUUGAUAAGUUCCUUCCGAUGAUGACUAAAGUAUUAAUAGAAAGAAAAUACAGACCCCAGCCAGAGGAUGUUAUUUUACGAGCAUUCGAGGUGUUAGAUAAGAAUAACAAUGGUUAUCUUACUCAAGAGGAACUUACAAAAUAUUUGACUGAAGAAGGGGAGCCAUUUACACAAGAGGAGAUGGAAGAGAUGCUGUCAGCUGCUGUGGAUCCAGAUAAAAAUGUUAUCCUUUACAAAGAUUUUGCAGCAAUGAUGACAGUGGAAGACUACUAAACAUAUUUGCACUUCUCAGCUACUGGCAAAUUUGUCUGGAAAGCCCUUUCAGAACACUGCAAUGACAACAGCACUCCUGAAAAUGCAAGAUUUCAUACAAAUAUAUCUGGU